Messenger RNA from Sitophilus oryzae (rice weevil), 1016 nucleotides. RefSeq names its product proteasome subunit alpha type-4 (gene Prosalpha3). Gene Ontology annotation, cellular component: nucleus; cytosol; proteasome core complex, alpha-subunit complex. Lineage: Eukaryota; Metazoa; Arthropoda; Insecta; Coleoptera; Curculionidae. The transcript has 6 exons. Gene Ontology annotation, biological process: ubiquitin-dependent protein catabolic process. The record is from RefSeq and is a predicted model, not a curated record. The coding region runs from base 150 to 929 and encodes 259 amino acids.
ACCGGCCGUAUAGUUCUGGCAGCUUAGGCCGUAAAACCAGUCAAGUGAAAUGUAAAAUAUUAUAAAUAACCUCUAUGACAGUGAGUUGUAUUUUUUAAUAAAAGUUGUUUAGUAAUCUUAAUUUCUGCCGAAAUUAUAAUCUAUUGAAAAUGGCCCGAAGAUACGAUACUAGAACAACUAUCUUUUCUCCUGAAGGGAGAUUAUAUCAAGUAGAAUAUGCCAUGGAGGCCAUUUCUUUAGCAGGAACCUGCCUAGGAAUUUUAGCCAACGAUGGCAUUUUAUUAGCCGCUGAAAGAAGAAAUACUAAUAAGCUUUUAGAUGAAGUAUUCACUUCUGAAAAAAUUUACAAAUUAAAUGAUGACAUGGUAUGUAGUGUUGCUGGUAUAACAUCGGAUGCCAAUGUUCUAACUAACGAACUAAGAUUGAUUGGUCAGAGAUACAUUUUCCAAUAUGGAGAAUCAAUUCCAUGUGAACAGUUGGUUUCUUGGUUGUGUGAUGUUAAACAAGCUUAUACACAAUAUGGUGGCAAGAGGCCAUUUGGUGUAUCUAUUCUUUAUAUGGGUUGGGAUAAACACUAUGGCUACCAGUUGUAUCAGUCUGACCCUAGCGGAAACUAUAGUGGAUGGAAAGCUACAUGUAUUGGGAACAAUAGUUCUGCUGCUAUUUCAAGCUUAAAACAAGAAUAUAAGGAGGGAGAAAUGACACUGAAUGAUGCAAAAAGUUUGGCUGUGAAAGUAUUGAGUAAAACUUUAGAUAUGACAAAGCUAACAUCAGAAAAAGUUGAAAUGGCAACACUAACUAGAGUGAAUAAUAAAACAGUUAUUCAUAUUCUUACUGCUAAAGAAGUGGAAGAGUUGAUCUCACAGUUUGAGAAGAGCGAAGCAGCAUUGGAAGCUUCAAAGAAAGAACAACAAAAAGUAACUGCUUGAUUUGCUUAAGUUACUACUACAAGUACAUUAUGAUAAUUUUGGCUACUAAAGUAUUUCUACUAAUAAAACGGUAUUAAAAAGAAAAAA